AUGCUUCUGAAGGAGCUCAGGCUCCGCCAUUUCCGCAACUUCGAGACAGAAGUUGUCAUACCCCUCAGCAAAACAGCGAACGUCAUCUUGGGCUCCAACGGAUCAGGCAAAUCCAACAUUGUCCUAGGUCUCGCCUUCGUUCUGCAUUGCGAUAAUUCUUUUGUUGGCAUCGAUGACGACUUCGAUUACAUUAAUCAAGCACAGAUAGGAGAAGAGCCCGAUGCGGCAUCGUGCUCUGUGGAACUCUCGGUCGAACUCCAAGAUGGCCCGGAGUACUUCCUGCAUAAAAGUUUAAGCGUGAACUCGGGGUUCAGCUUCCAAAUAAAUCGCAAGCAAGUGGUUGAAGACGAAUACGUGAGCCUCCUGAGACAGUGGGGUUUCCAGGCUAGACUGCAGAUAAUUCCCCAAGACAUGAUUGUGAAAGUCGGCGCAUGCACGAAUUAUGCAAAGUUGUUCGCAUCGUUCUGUGACUACCGUACUGGCGAAGACUUCAGUGCCGAUGAGGAGCGAGAGCUCAAGGCCUCGCGAGUCAGAGCUUCCCGGCUCAAGCAACGGAUAGCUACGUAUCAAAAGAUGAUUAACCAAAUCGAUUGUCUCAAGCAACCCGGAGGAGGCGACGACGUUAAUUUAGAGGCGAAGCUGCAGGAGCGCGAGCGCGCGUUGAUUCUCGCCGAGCUCUGGAUGAUAGACGAGAGGAUAAAAGACCAUCGCUCGAAGCUGGAGAGAAUUCAAAGCGUCGAUAUGGAUUCGAUCAGAGCGAACGUGGAAGCUGAAGUCGUGAUUAUACAGAGCGAGAGACAGAUUGCAGAAAUCAAGAGCAAACUCGAUGGUCUACGCGAAGACGAAUUCAGAGGCAAAUCACUCGAAGAAGAAGUCGAAUCUCAAGGGAGAGUCUUGCGGAGAUUGGCAACAUCCAAGACGAGGCUUCAAGAACUCAUCGACGCGGUUAGAGAAUCCGUCAGUCGAUCGACAACUCCACGAACGGAAAUGAUCGACACUCUUCUGACCGAAUUAGCACAAUUAGGAGUUCUCAAUGCGCUCGGCGCGAUUCUCCAAAACAAGAUGAAGGAGUUCGACGGGCAGUUCAAAGUCGAGCAUGAGGAAAAGGCUGAGGAGCUAGAAAGCAUCGAGAACGAACUGCGGAAAGCCUUCAACUCGCGUCAGGCAUUGCAGCGUUCUUUGAAUAUAGAGAGACGUCGACUGCACCAAAGAGCUGCACAGAAGACCGCUGUGGAAGAACACGUGGGAACCCUGAAGAAAGGCAGAGCCUGGCUUGAAAGCAAACUCGAAGUACAGAUGUCAUUCCGGAAGAAACAUGAGGAAACACUGCGGAUACUGGAGUCUCUAACGAAAGAGAAACGCGGCCGCUUGGCGGGUCUCCGAGAUAGACGCAGGCUCAUGAUCGGCAGAACUUUCUCACCGCAUUCAAGACAAUUCAGAGUUCGCUGCUUGAUGCAUGGCAUGCUCGAGUAUUUCUCUGAAGAAUUACCGUCCGGCACUGUCUACGGACUUCUCCGGGAUAUGGUCAAGCCCAAGGACAGGCUUCACUCGGCAGCCUUCCACAGAGUUCUCGAAGCACGCCUCGACGAUAUUGUAGUGGAAAACCAGCAAGCCGCACAAUUUGUAAAAACCUUCCUGAGAGGGGACGAGCAAUUCGAAACUCCUGGAACUUGUGUCAUCUCUCUGCUACCGGAUCGCGCCUCGAAGCGGAAUUCGAGAAAACACCCAUCUUGCAAAAAAGCAGGUGUGGAAGCUUUCGCGAAUACUUUGGUGGUUUGUCCAAAGUAUCAGCGGGACAAGCGUUUGUCCGCUCAGAUCACACGAUGGAUUCGAGAUAUCUGCAAGAACAUAUUCUUCUGUCACCGUGAGGACUUGGCGAAAGACAUCUGUCAGGCAGCUUCCGAGAAAACUGGCGAUAGUAGUCAGAUUCUGACGGCUGUCACUGCCGACGGAACGAUUUGCUCGAGCGCCGGAACUUUGUCAUGCUCCUCAGCGCACGACGAGCGUGCGAUCUCCGCUUCCGAUGGCUUGGCUGGCAUGAAGGACAUAUUACGAGAAAUACGCGCCUUGGAAAAGUCUCUGCGGUGGAACUCGGGGGCUGUUCGCCUUCUCGUCGGGACACUUCAACACAGGAUUGAGGUUUCCCUCAGAAAGACCACCGCUCAUCUUGAGCUGAUCGAUCAGCAAUUAGAGGAUGCCGCGAAGGAAUUAUCUAGACUGCAAGACGACGAACAGACGUGCAUCGCAUCCUGUCGCUUGCUCGAGAAGGAACUCAAGGGAAGCGCUUCGAACCAGGACAUCUCGAUCCUCCGAGCGAAACGUCUGGAAAUAAAUUUGAUGAAGCUGCUUUACAUAAGCGACUUCAUCACCGACAGAAAUCUUCGCCACGAAGAUAUCUCGGCUGCCUUGGAGCGAGAUCAGAUGGAGAACAUCUUCGAUGAAGACUGUCUGCUGAAGAAAGUGAAUGAAUUAUACGACGAGGAAAUGAAGGAACGAUGGCAAACGCUGUGGAAAGAUACGAUCUCCAAAUCCGGUAGAAUUCGCAUGGAAGAAUAUCUCGAAGAAGAAAAGCGAGCUCAACGUUCUAACGAGAGGGCGAAACAGAAGUUGACCGAAUACAGUGAUGCUCUCCAGGACAAACUCAACGAGAAAGCUCACUUGAUUAAAAUCUACGACAGCCACAAAGCCCGCCUCUUCGAAUUACUGAGUGCAGUCAGGAAACACUCAGAAGAGGCGAGAACGAUAUCAGUGAAACGGAAACGCCAAAUAUUGAGCAUCAAGAAACUGCAAGCCAAGAGAAAAAGAUUACUGUGCAGAUUGAAUUAUCCCGAGCCCGACAACGCCCCAACGCCCCACGGUGACGUCGAAGAGUUAGACCUGAACUCGGGAAUCGACUCCGAUAAUCCCUUCGACGCCGGACCCAUUAUCGACUAUUCCCAGCUUCCUCAGAGAUCGAGAUCGUCAGAGACAGACCUCCGGAAUUUCAUGAGAAACAUUCGACUUGAAAUGGCGAGCUUCCGCUCGCGGAAAUUCGAUCGAGUUUUGCGGAACGUCGCCACAGAUCUUCCUGCCGUCAGGUCGCCCGAAAAGAAGUUGAAGGAGAAAACGGAAAUUUUGAAACAAUGCGUACGAAGCCUCAGAGAGGUGACAGCCCGAGUUUCCGCAGCCGAAGCAAAAAAAUCCGAAUCGAUCAAGAGACGCGAAGACUAUCUGCAGCAUUUCUUCACGGAAAUGCAGAGCAGGGCUCCAGUUAACUUCAGUCGGCUGACGGACCAUGCGGCACGUCUCGUGAUUGAGGUGCGAGUGCCUGCCGGAUCGACCUACAGCAACAGCACAGUGACUGUCUCCUGUGAAUUCCCCGGAUCGACGUCUAUAGACCCCGUGCUCCUCUCUGGAGGCGAGAAAGUCCUCCACUCGCUGUCGAUCGUUCUAACAGCCCAAGAGAUCCUUGGGAUCCCUCUCUUGAUUUCGGAUGAGAUCGAUGCGAAACUCAGUCCGGAAAUGUCUACCAGACUCGGCCAAAUUUUGCGUGAAUACUGUACCAACAAUAAGCAAGUCAUCUGUGUUAGUCACAGGACUCCGACGAUGAUCGCUAUGGAUGCUAAAUAUAUCGCAGCGAUCCGGUCUCCGCUGUCUGGAGCGUCGGAAGUGCUGACUUUCGACCGUGAUUCCAAGUUCACCGAGGACGAUCUCGUUUUCAACAGCACCCUCGGACCCGAUGUGAUCAAUUACAUUUUGGAUGGGAGUUCCGAAGCGCCCGAAGUUCGCACUGAUCCAGAUGAGUCUAUGUCGACAAUGGCCCCUACCGGAGACGAUGAAUUUGGAGAAAUGUCACGAUUGUCUUCCGUCUGAGAAUUCUUCCCUCACAAUGUUCCCAAACGCGACACCUGCUGCAAUGCAUUGUCAACGUGCUAGCAGAUUUAAGACGCGAGAGUUCAUAAAUUAAUUACCCUUCAUCGGAAUGGCUCCCCGCCGUCAUCUUGAAUGUCUUUUAAGCAGAUAAGUAUGUAUAACGCGUGAACAAAUCACGCCGAUGUAGAAUCAGAGCUUGAUCGAUUGUCAUGGAAGAUUGAGUGCUACUGGAAGCUUAACCCGAAUAAAUUGGAUAUGCCAAGCGGAAAGGCCGCAUC
Messenger RNA from Galendromus occidentalis (western predatory mite), 4130 nucleotides. RefSeq names its product structural maintenance of chromosomes protein 1A. The coding region runs from base 1 to 3852 and encodes 1283 amino acids. Lineage: Eukaryota; Metazoa; Arthropoda; Arachnida; Mesostigmata; Phytoseiidae. Gene Ontology annotation, biological process: chromosome organization. The record is from RefSeq and is a predicted model, not a curated record. Gene Ontology annotation, molecular function: ATP binding; protein binding. The transcript has 13 exons. Gene Ontology annotation, cellular component: chromosome.